Molecule: messenger RNA, 3822 nt
Organism: Macrosteles quadrilineatus (aster leafhopper)
Lineage: Eukaryota; Metazoa; Arthropoda; Insecta; Hemiptera; Cicadellidae
Exons: 2
Coding region: 304-3822 (1172 amino acids)
Biological process (GO): DNA integration
Molecular function (GO): nucleic acid binding
Source: RefSeq, a predicted model, not a curated record
UGUUUUAACGGUGUUGGCUGCACUGUACCAAUGCCGUGACGUCAUUGCUACCUACCAGAUUGCCCGCUGAACGGCUGUCUAACGUCAUCCAUGCUAAAAGUAAGUCAUGUUCUAUGUUGUGCGUUAUACCUAAAAGUAGUGCAGUUCUUUAUACAUUUCAUUGGCGCAGUCGGUAAUUACGGAUUUCUUUCUAUGGAUUAAAAAGUAAAAAUCUUUUCCGCGAGUGUUAAUGGGAGACAAAAAGGACAAAGGAAAAGGAUCUACUGUGACGAAAAUGUCAGUUACAAGUGCAAUGCAUGCAAUAUGGUUGGGCAUUUGUUCAAGGCUUGUAAGUCCCGAAAUAAAUUUAACAAGCAGAAUUCAAAGUCCAAGAGUGGAAGAUUUGCCCCACACAAGGUGCAUCAUCUUAAUUUGGAAGAGGAGGACCCUAGGCCUAGGCCUAACUUGGAUAUAGUCAAGGAGACUCGGGACUUGUGUUUGUACAAUCUAGGCCUAUCUGACGGUACAGAAGCUUACAAGGUAAGACUAAUGAUAGAAGAUGUAGUUGUAGAAAUGGAAAUUGAUAGUGGAUCAGCAGUAUCCGUGUGCCCGUCUGAGGUUUUUGCGGAAAAAUUUCCUAAUGUGGAAUUAAAUCAUGUAAAUUUGAGUUUAUUGACAUACACUGGUGGGGAGGUGCCUGUGCUAGGCCAAGCUGAUGUAACUGUAAAAUAUAAAGGUCAAGAAGUUAUGUUGCCCUUAUUGGUUGUGAAAAUGUGUCGUAGGAACCAGCCUAUGUUGUUGGGAAGGAGCUGGUUGGCCAAGUUGAAACUUGAUUGGCGUUCUAUUUUUUCAGUAGUAUCGGAAGUAGGCCUACAGAGUAGGCCUAGUAAUCAAAUUAAUUUGACUUUGUCUGAGCCUAACCCUGUGAGUAGUGUAUCAGGACCUAGUUGUAAGGAUCAACUGAGUAGGCCUAAGCUUAGCAGUACAACUGAAGUUGAUGUGCAAACGUUGAAAAAUAAAUAUGCUAUGGUAUUUCAAACGGGAGCUGGAGAAAUUAAAGGGGUUACUGCUCACAUUAUUCUUAAAGACAAUGUAGUUCCCAAGUUUUGUAAAUAUAGGCCAGUGCCUUAUAGUUUGAGGGAGAAGGUUGAACAAGAGUUAGACCGAAUGGUUAACGAUGGAAUAGCCUAUAGGGUUUCCAGCUCCGAGUGGGCUACACCGUUGGUGACGGUUCCUAAACCAAAUGGCGUAAGAUUGUGCGCCGAUUUUAAGGUAACGUUAAAUCCGGUGCUGCAAACAGAGCACUAUCCGCUUCCGCAACCGGAAGAUAUUUUUGCCUCGUUGUCAGGAUGUACAUACUUUUCAGUAAUCGACCUCACAAAUGCCUAUCAGCAGUUAGCAGUAGCAGAGGAGUCACAACCUUUGUUAACCUUGACUACCCAUAAAGGACUUUUUAGAUUGAGACGUUUGCCGUAUGGGUUGUCGUCCGCACCGGCUAUUUUUCAAGCAGUCAUUGAUCAGAUUGUAUUUGGGUUACCAGGUACCGUAGCGUACUUGGACGAUGUUCUAGUGGGAGGCUCAACACGUGAAGAAGCUUGUAGUAGAUUAGAAAAUCUGUUUCAGCGUCUGAUGGAUUAUGGAGUUCGGGUUAACGAGAGCAAGUGUAAAUUUUUGCAGCCUAAAGUUGAGUAUUUAGGCUAUGUGGUUUCAGCAACGGGAAUCAGCCCCCAGCAAGGGAUUGUGUCGGCUAUUCGAAAUGCCCCGGAACCGAGUAACAAGGAUGAGUUAAGGGCCUACAUUGGGUUGAUUAAUUACUAUGGAAAGUUUAUUUACAAUUUGUCAUCAAAAAUCAGUUGUUUUUAUGAUCUUUUGAAGAAGGACGUCCCAUGGAAGUGGACCAAAGAGUGUUCACGCACUUUUGAGGAAAGUAAGUCAUGGGUUCUUGACUCCAAUAUUUUGGUGCAUUAUGAUGUGUCUAAGCCACUUGUUUUAACGUGUGAUGCUAGCCCUAGGGGAGUGUCAGCCAUUCUGUCUCAUAUGGUCGAUGGAGAAGAGCGGCCUGUAGCUUUUGCGUCCAAAACUCUUAGCCCUAGUGAGAAAAAUUAUUCCCAACUACACAAGGAAGCAUUGGCGUUGAUAUUCGGUGUAAAGAAAUUCCACAAGUAUAUUUAUGGUCGUAAGAACUGUGUGUUACAGACGGAUCAUCAGCCGUUAGCGGCAAUUUUUGGAACAAAACGUGGUGUACCUAGCCUAGCUGCGGCAAGACUUCAGCGAUGGGCUCUCAUUCUGGCAGCAUACAAUUUUGAGGUUAAAUAUCGAAAAGGGGUUGACUUACCCCACGCUGAUGCGUUAUCACGCCUACCUCUACAAGAUGAUGAAUCGUUGGAAUUGGAGGAUAAUUAUGUUUCACAUGUUGAGUCUUGUGUUCAAGUAAUCAAUUUCUGCAGUGUGAGUGAUGAUUCUCCGAUUACGUCUUUGGACGUAGGAAGAUUGACGGACAAAGAUCCAUUGUUGUCGAGGGUUCGGGACUUUGUUUUACAUGGCUGGCGGGAGGUUCAAAAUCCUAUGUUGCUUCCAUUUCAGAGGAGACGAUUGGAGUUGUCAGUGGACAAGAAUUGUAUCUUGUGGGGAAGUCGGGUGGUGAUUCCUGAGAUGUUGAGGGAGAACGUUAUCCAGAUGCUCCAUGAACAGCAUCCUGGUAUAACCCGGAUGAAGUUGUUGGCUAGAAGCUACGUGUGGUGGCCAGGUAUCGAAAAAUCCAUUGAGGAGACAGUGGCGUCUUGUUUUGUAUGUCAAGGCACGAGAAAUGCCAGUCCUAGAGUUCCAUUGCAUCAAUGGCCGUUAGCCACGGAGAGGUGGCGCAGAGUUCACAUUGAUUUUGCAGAAGAUCCCACGUCAAGACAGCAGAUGCUCAUCCUAGUCGAUAGUUACUCAAAAUGGAUUGAGGUGUUUCUGAUGAGCUCUACAUCUUCCUCCAAGACUAUAGAGAAGCUUCGGACUUUGUUUGCAGCCUAUGGUUUGCCCGAAGAAUUGGUUUCUGAUAAUGGUACCUCAUUCACUAGUCUCGAAUUCCGUGAAUUCCUUAGAAAGAAUGGUGUCAAAUUCACCCUGUCCCCACCCUAUCACCCGGCAUCCAACGGAGCCGCAGAACGUUCAGUUCAGGAAGUCAAGAAGAGUCUGCUGCGCCAGGUCUUGAGUGAGAAGCGCAGUCAUCCUACUUCUUUACAGCAUAAGCUAGAUAAUUUUCUAUUUUCCUAUCGCAACACCCCCACUUCAGUGACAGGCGUGAGUCCGGCUGAAUUGUUCCUACGCUGGAAGCCUAGAACUCACUUAACAAUGUUGAAGCCAAAUUUGCUUGAUGAGGCCAGGAAGCAACAGGAGUUGCAAAAACGGGCAGCAGAUAAACACAGAGGCUCUGAUAGGUCCUUCAGUGAAGGCCAGCAUGUGUUAGUAAAGACGGUGAGGCAGGAAAAAAUUUCUUGGGUUCCCGGCCAAAUUGUGGAGUGUAGAAGUCCAGUAACUUAUCUUGUGAGGGUCCUGAACCGCACCAGGUUUUGUCACGCUGAUCAUCUAAGACCAAGUCAGGUGGAGGAAGAGGAAAUUUUGGUUAGAAGAGAGGAAGUGCCAGAUCCACCGGAAUCAGUGACCGUCAGCGUGUCGCCGGAGAGAGUAUCUCCAAGUCGGCAGAGUUUGCCGUCAUCGCCAAGGGCCAGAAGUCCACCGUCACCCCAAGGACGGAAGUCGAUGGAAGAGGGGCAGCGUCCAGAGGUGCAGUGCAGUCCAACUCCUGUGGUUAGAAGAUCGCAGCGGACUGUGCGCAAACCAGCUAAACUGGACUUGUAA